UGUGGACGAUGUUGUUGUUGUGAAAAUCCAUGAAAAUUGGGAAAUUCUUGAUUUCUUAGCUCCGGAAAUUUUCGAACGGUCUCAAAUACCGCUCCGGAAGUUUUCCAUAACAAAUUAACAUCAUUUGCAAUUCCCGCCGGUGUACGGUGUACUUGUAGUACCGCUGCAGCAGCGCGAUUCUUUAUCAAAGUGGUGUUUAAUCACUGUUCGGAACGUAGAUCUGGGAUCUUGAUAGGUAGACAAGCUGAACCGCAAUAAUGAGGCUGUUUCCUGUUCGUUUCUCCAACAUCAACAAAAUGUUGGACUUUUACUCCCAAUUUAAUCCUUCGCCACUCAGCAUAAAGCAAUUUAUAGAUUUCGGCCUUAAUGCGUGUCCGAAAAAAUCGUUUGUAUUCCUGCGGAAGGAACUCCCCGUCCGGUUGGCGAAUAUAAUGAAGGAAAUCACAUUACUACCGGAAAGUUUACUCAGAAUGCCCUCGGUGGGUUUGGUCAGCGCUUGGUACGUGAAAAGCUUCGAAGAGAUACUCGUAUUCGAGAAAACCGAUCCAUCAGAAAGCAACCUGGAAAAAUUUUGCAAAUCCCUCAUACAAAUACGUGAUCGUCACUCCGAUGUUGUACAAACGAUGGCACAAGGCAUACUGGAGCUGAAGGAGAGUCGAAAUGGAGCCAUCGAGCCGUCGACGGAGCUCUCCAUCCAGUAUUUCCUAGAUCGCCUUUACAUGUCUCGUAUCAGCAUUCGUAUGCUCAUCAACCAGCAUACAAUACUUUUUGGGGAUAUACCGCAAACUGGGCGACAUAUUGGAAGUAUAGAUCCGUUAUGUGACCCCCACAUGGUCGUCAGAGAUGCAUACGAUAAUGCACGCUUUUUAUGUGAUCAAUAUUAUCUUGCUAGUCCUGAGCUAGAAGUCAUAGAACACAAUGAAAUUGAUAAAGGGAAUCCCAUCAAGAUUGUAUAUGUACCCUCCCAUCUUUAUCAUAUGCUCUUUGAGUUGUUCAAAAAUUCAAUGCGUGCCGUGAUGGAACACCAUGGGACGGAGAAUGAGGUGCCACCGAUUAAGGUUACAAUAGUAAAAGGAAAAGAAGACAUUUGUGUUAAAAUGUCUGAUCAGGGAGGAGGCAUACCCCGAUCGCAGGUCGACCAAUUGUUCAAGUACAUGUACAGUACGGCACCACAGCCGCCCAAAUCAAAAACUGAUUUACCGCUGGUUCCAUUGGCAGGCUAUGGCUACGGUUUACCUAUAUCCAGAUUGUAUGCCCGUUACUUCCAUGGUGAUUUGGUUCUCUUCUCUUGCGAAGGAUAUGGUUCAGAUGCCAUAAUUUAUCUGAAAGCGUUUUCAGACGAAGCGAACGAACUACUGCCGAUUUUUAAUAAAACAAGUACGCGUUUUUACAAAGCUACUGUACCGACCGGAGACUGGUCAAAUCAGGGGAAAAACUUCACCAACAGAUUGUUGUAGCCGUUAUUUACGAUAUCUUCCAGCAGUACCGUACAGAGGGAACGGCUACUUUCCGGUCCGUUCUAUCUGCGGCCUGCUACUCCUACUUCUUGAGCGUCGAUUUACUACGAUAUUAUGACUUAAAAAUUUAUGUUAUAUAGCUUUUUUCUAUUCAUAUAAGUGUUUCGUUAAUUCGUUCGUGGUUUGUGCUACGAUUAACUUCUGUCAAUUUGGUUUUUAAAAUACAUGCGUUGUUAUUAACAAUUUAAAACGAUUGAUUUGUUUUA
Messenger RNA from Anopheles darlingi, 1723 nucleotides. It is a transcript of the gene Pdk, whose product is annotated as pyruvate dehydrogenase (acetyl-transferring) kinase, mitochondrial. NCBI's taxonomy places the organism in Eukaryota, Metazoa, Arthropoda, Insecta, Diptera, Culicidae. The transcript is spliced from 8 exons. Gene Ontology annotation, cellular component: mitochondrion. Gene Ontology annotation, molecular function: pyruvate dehydrogenase (acetyl-transferring) kinase activity. The record is from RefSeq and is a predicted model, not a curated record. The coding region runs from base 258 to 1457 and encodes 399 amino acids. Gene Ontology annotation, biological process: protein phosphorylation; regulation of glucose metabolic process.